AUGGCUUUCAAAAAGCUAUUUUCUCUAAAAUAUUUGAUACCCAAAUGUUUAAAGCCAAAGAAACUGCUAAAAAGGCCUUCUGCUGAAAUUCAAACUUCAAAAAAAAUGUCUCUUAGAAGAAUCUUAUCAUUAUCUGAUAUGAGUGUUAGAUCAUCUUUAUCAGUUAUUAGUGAUCUUUCAAAUUCUUGUAAUGGUUCAAAUCUUCAAAUUUUCACCUUUAAAGAACUUGAAGAAGUUACUGAAAACUUCAACAAAAUCAAUUAUUUGGGUGAGGGAGGAUUUGGGCCUGUGUUUAAAGGGUUCAUUGGUGAGAAUUUCAAGGCUGGUUUGAAAUCACAACAAGUGGCUGUCAAGAUUUUGGAUUUGGAUGGCUCUCAAGGCCAUAGAGAGUGGCUGACUGAAGUGUUUUUUCUUGGGCAAUUGAGACAUCCAAAUCUUGUUAAUUUGAUUGGAUAUUGCCUUGAAGAUGAACAGAGGCUUCUUGUGUAUGAAUAUAUGGAAGGAGGAAACUUGGAGGAUCUGUUGUUUAAAGGUUGUUAUGUUUCAAAUUUGACAUGGUUACAAAGGAUCAAGAUUGCAUUAGGAUCAGCAAAAGGCCUUGCUUUCCUUCACGAAACCGAAAAACCGAUCAUUUUUCGUGAUUUCAAGGCUUCGAACAUCUUACUCGACUCGGAUUACAAUCCGAAGCUUUCAGAUUUUGGGUUGGCCAUAAAUGGUCCCGACGAAGACGAUACACACGUAACGACUCGAAUCAUGGGGACAGAAGGUUAUGCAGCUCCAGAAUACAUCAUGACAGGGCAUUUGUCAACAAUGAGUGAUGUGUUCAGCUUUGGGGUACUUCUAUUAGAGUUGCUAACUGGUCGACGAGCGGUCGACAAGAGUCGGCCGAGUCGAGAACAGAACUUGGUGGCUUGGGGAAGGCAUCUCUUGAAAGAUCACCACAAACUUGAGAAGAUCAUUGAUCCAAGGCUUGAGGGGCAUUAUUCAAAUGAAGGGUCUAAAAAAUUGGCUACAAUAGCUCACCAAUGCCUUAGCCACCACCCAAAAUGUAGGCCUACAAUGAGCUUAGUGGUGAAAGAUUUGGAGGUUGUUCUUAAUAUGAAAGAAUUUUUAACUGAGCCAUUUGUAUAUAUUGUCCCAAAUGAAGAGAUCAAAGAGGUGGAGAGACCUAAAAAUCGUUAUCGGGAUCGAAAAGGUCGAAGUUAUAGGCUUCGGGUACCGUUGUCGAGAUCAAGAUCUGGUGCAGUUCAUUCUGAUAUAACCUUAGUAGAAAAUAGAUAGAUUGACUUCAUGUUUGUCAUUAUAGUUUGGCCUAAAAUCUAUAUUGGACAUAGGAAAUUUAGAGAGCAAAGAGUACAUGUUAGUUAGUUUGGUGUCUUGGUUUGUUUGUUUGUUUUUGGUAGUUUUCCAUAUUUUCUUUUGGUUUCCAAGAAGUUGAGAUCAUGAAAAUCUCUCUUGGAAAUGGAAACCUAAAGAACUUUGUUUUUUUUAAUCUAUGGAGAACUUGAUGUUGUUGGUCAUAAAUUUCCCAAUCAAGUUUUCCCAGCUAUGAUUUUAUUCCAAAGGAAAAAAGACUUUACUUUGUAAA
Benincasa hispida (wax gourd) is the source of this 1588-nucleotide messenger RNA. RefSeq names its product EPD1-interacting receptor-like cytoplasmic serine/threonine-protein kinase. NCBI's taxonomy places the organism in Eukaryota, Viridiplantae, Streptophyta, Magnoliopsida, Cucurbitales, Cucurbitaceae. Gene Ontology annotation, molecular function: ATP binding; protein kinase activity. The record is from RefSeq and is a predicted model, not a curated record. Gene Ontology annotation, biological process: protein phosphorylation.